CAGCCAUGUUGCGCUUCGCCUCGUCGUCCAUCGCCAGGCCCGCCGUCGCCCACCGCCGCAGGAACCUCGUCUCCACCGUCCUCCUCAACCGCGACUGGCAGACCGAGUCCGUCGCCGACCUCAAGCAGGAGCUCAGGAAGCGCGGCCUGUCCCAGAAAGGGAACAAGGCUACCCUGAUCACGCGCAUACUCGAGCACGAGCAGCAGCGCUCUAUCGAACACGUUUCGCCCUCGCCCGCUGCCCCAGCCGGCCAGGUCCGGAAGGCGUCCUCCACUAACGUCCCUGGCCUCCCCGAAUCCGCUCAGCCCCCCCCUCCCCCUCUUCCUCAGGACUUUAUAGCUGUCAAGCUACCCGAUCUGUCAGGGCCUGACCCGGAACCCCCGGUUCAGAUUCCGUCCACGCCCGACUUCUGGGAAUCCUCCCUGGAAAAGACCCCUCAUGCGGCAGUUGCUGAGCCCGUCGAGCCCGCGCCGCCCAAGCUGCAUGUCGUAGCAGGCUCGGCCACGCACCACGGUGGUGGUCCAUCCGCCCAGGUCCACGACUCUGAAGAAGUCCCGCCACCACCCGCCCCCGAGCCGGCUCAGCCUACCACUGCCUUGGGGUCCCUCUUCAGGGAUGUUGCCGAAGACCUAGGGCUGCCUACGCAGAGCGCGCGGAAGGUCGUCGAAAGCGCCCAAGAACAGUUUUUGGGCACACCUGAAUCCACGGAGACAAGCGGGGAUGUCAAGAGUUACGAGAGGAAACUCGACUCUAAGGAGAAGCGGGGUGUGCUGGUCCUUGUUGGUUUGCUUGUUGGGGGAUGGUUGGCGGGUGGGCUGAAUAGCUGAGGGCCAGUCUAAUGCUGGUGCUGUUCCCUCUGCUGUCCGUAGCUUCUCCUGUGAUAAUAGAAGGCUAAUUCUAUGUGUCACCCCUACGCUCUUGGAAUGAGCUUAGCGGAUUAUGCGCCCUCUGCAGCGCACUCGGCUUGUUGAG
Molecule: messenger RNA, 972 nt
Organism: Gloeophyllum trabeum ATCC 11539
Lineage: Eukaryota; Fungi; Basidiomycota; Agaricomycetes; Gloeophyllales; Gloeophyllaceae
Exons: 3
Coding region: 6-827 (273 amino acids)
Source: RefSeq, a predicted model, not a curated record